Molecule: messenger RNA, 723 nt
Organism: Cornus florida
Lineage: Eukaryota; Viridiplantae; Streptophyta; Magnoliopsida; Cornales; Cornaceae
Exons: 4
Coding region: 1-723 (240 amino acids)
Biological process (GO): DNA integration
Molecular function (GO): nucleic acid binding
Source: RefSeq, a predicted model, not a curated record
AUGGUUGAGUUCAUUCAAACGAACAUUCUUAGUCGAUUUGGUAUACCACGAGCUAUUAUUAGUGAAGGGUGUGCUCAUUUCUGUAAUAGGUAUUUCCGUACCUUGAUGCAAAGAUACUCCAUUACUCAUAAAGUUGUUUCUGCCUAUCAUCUCCAAACAAGUGGCCAAGUAGAAAUAUCCAAUUGUGAAUUUAAGAGAAUUCUUAAGAAAACAGUUAAGCCAGAUCAUAAAGAUUGGUCUUCUAGACUGUAUGAUGCUUUAUGGGCUUACCGUACUGCUUAUAAAACUCCAAUUGCUCUAGAAUGUUAUCAUGCUCUUCCUGAGGUACUAGAUGAGAGACGUAGUUGUCCUAUUUUCACACCUUUUCUAAAGGUACAAAUUGCAGAAACUCUGAUUCAGAAGUUGUGUAAUGGUAGGUUUGCCAAGAGAAAGCAUAGUAGCACUACCAAAGCUAAAAUUCGUAAAAGGUUGUGGAUUUUAGAUUCUAUCAUCUCUGCUAAUGUCCAUCCUCUUGGACAUAAAAAUAUUAGGAAUACUGAUUCUCUCAAGGCGCUAUUGUUAGACUUGCAGGGUUUUGUGGUGGAUCCAAAAGAAGGAUCAUGUGAUGAAUCUCCAAAAUUUGGGAUGAAGGAAUGGAAUAAGAGCAUACUGGAAGAGUUACUGCGCCUUACUACAUCCGCUCCAUCUACUUCUUCUGUUCCACCACCACCACAUAUGGAUUAG